Lactuca virosa is the source of this 1103-nucleotide messenger RNA. The record is from the annotation of a GenBank genome assembly. NCBI's taxonomy places the organism in Eukaryota, Viridiplantae, Streptophyta, Magnoliopsida, Asterales, Asteraceae.
AUGGGCAAUGGGCCAGCACCUUUCUCAGAUAUUGGAAAACGGGCAAAAGAUCUGUUGACCAAAGAUUACAACUAUGACCACAAGUUUGUAUUAUCAGUUCCUGGAUCUACCCCCAUGGGACUGACUGCUACUGGUUUGAAAAAAGGUCAAAUAUUUCUUGGAGAUAUAAGUGCUCAGUACAAGAGUGGCAGGACUAUCGUAGAUGUAAAAGUUGAUACAUAUUCAAAUGUCUCAACAAAAGUAACUGUUGAUGAAGUAAUGCCAAGUACAAAAGCAAUAUUAAGCUUUGAUGUCCCUGAUCAUAAAUCCGGGAAGCUUGAUGUGCAGUACCUUCAUCCACGAGUUGCCAUUGAUUCCAGUAUCGGCCUGAACCCUUCUCCGGUUCUAAAUCUGGCGGCGGCAGUUGGCGGCGGUGACAUACUUCUUGGAGGUGAAGUCGGAUUCGACACCGCCUCUGCUUCUUUCACCAAGUACACCGCCGGAAUCAGCUUCAACAAACCCGAUCUUUCUGCCGCCCUUAUGCUGACAGAUAAAGGGCAAACCUUGAAGGCAUCUUAUGUACACUCAGUGAACGCCUCAAACACUAGUCAAGUUGUUGCUGAAAUGACACACAGAUUAAACACAUUGGAAAAUAGCUUCACAAUCGGAAGCUCACACGUUCUUGACCGUUACAACACGGUUAAAACCCGGUUCUCAGAUAACGGAAAACUCGCGAUGGUGUGCCAACGGGAAUGGCGGCCCAAAUCAUUGAUUACUUUCUCUGCAGAGUAUGAUGCCAAGAGAAGUGAAGUGGGUCCCAAGUGGGGUCUUGCUUUGGCUUUGAAGCCUUGAAUAUGGUUUGGUUUGGUUUUUCUUUUUUUUGGGUAACAUUUUAUGAAAUUGUUUUGGAGAUUAUGAAAUGAUGAGAUUUCAUCAAAAGGGUAUUAUAUUGAUUGAUGUCGAAUUUUAUUUGGGAAAAAUUGACCCGAUUUUGAUUUUGGUGUAACGGGUAUACAUGCAAAUUGUUUGUAUGUUAGAUUUUGAUGGAAGCAUGGGGCGUUAAUUGUAGUCCUGUGAAUGAUACUUCUCUCAGCUUAAUAAUCCAUGAUCACAUUUUUAGGUUA